Prorocentrum cordatum is the source of this 3025-nucleotide messenger RNA. The record is from the annotation of a GenBank genome assembly. NCBI's taxonomy places the organism in Eukaryota, Dinophyceae, Prorocentrales, Prorocentraceae.
GGUUGACACCGCGACCGCAGCAAUCUUGGCUGAAGCCUCCCGAGGCCUCGGCACCAGCGCGGUGGACAGGGCACCGUGCAUGAUGCAGCCACCGUCCCUCCUAUGGGUUGUCGCUGCCACUGCCGCUGUGGCGCUAGGAGACAUUAAGUGCAACUAUUUCGUCGACAACGAUACGUGUGUUAUCAACACGACGGCUACGGGGACACUGCUUGCCUGGAACGGCAGCGUGUUGAUCACCGGCGGGGCCGCGCUCUCUUCUGGCAUGGCGGGCGACUUGGUGAUCAGAGCCAAUGGCAGCCUCGAGAUAGAGAAGAACUCCACCGUGCUGGCGGCCAACGGGAGAGUCAAACUCUCGGGCGCCCGACUGUCGAUUCGGAGCGCCGCGAGGGUAGCGGCGAAGGUGGCGGUGGAGAUCGAGGCGGCAGCCGGGGGCGUGGAGAUCUCCAGCAAGGGCCAGGAUGAUGACCUGCAGCCCACGCUAAGCACGGCUCUCAUCAGCGUAGUGGCGAACGGCUCUGGCAGUGCCACGAUCGCCGCUGUGAUAACCGAUUACCAUGACCCCACCAGCCUGCCCGAGCUCCGCCUGCGCGCGGCCGGCACGCUGACGCUGGGGCCGCCCAAGAGGGACACGAUCUGGAACCUGAAGACACUCCGGGCGACGGCCGACACCAUCGUGCUGCUGAACCACAGCAUCCGCACCAACGGGGACAGCUGCGGCAACAGUGCAAUGCCAAUGCCUCCCGCGGACGUGUGCGCACAGUCGCUCGGCGGAGAGCUGCGAGCAGGGAGCGUUGCUUUCGACUUCGAGCUCGUGGCAGCGACGAGCCUCUCGGUGGAGUACACCGCUGUGCAUGCCGCCUCCAUGCUCCUCUGCUCUGGGGGGCAGGCAGAGCUCAAGGACCAGACCAAGCUCGACGCAAACGGGCGAGGUUGCACCGCCAACCACGGCCCCGGGGCUGGGGCGCACGGAGACGGCAAGUGCGGCGGCGGCGGGGGCUCGCAUCUGGGAGCUGGCGGCUCGGCAGCGCAGCUUGUCGCGUCCCAGAUGCGGAUGUGUGCGGCUGGUGGACUGCCGUACGAUGGUCCGGCCGGUGGUCCAGCCGGUGGUCCAGGCGCUUGGUGGUCUAGGCUGCCGACCCAGGGCGCCUCAGGGGGAGGCUGCGCGGGGGACCCGUGCGAGGCGGACCAUUCCUCUGGUGGCGGCCUCGUUUGGGUGUCCGCGCAGGAGCUCAGCGUGUCAACCAGCGCUCAGCUCCUUGCAAACGGCGAGCACGGCGAUUCGGGUUCCAAGGGAAAGGGCGCUGAGGUGGCUUGGGGUGGUGGCGCUGGUGGCCAGGUGCUCGUGUACACGAGCAGCUUGCGCGCUAUCGAAGCCGCGCCUUCGCCCGACGCCGACGAACCGCAAUUGGUGCGCCUCAGCGCCUCUGGCGGCGACACUGCGUGCAGCAAGAACACUUUCAGCGGAGGAGGCGGAGGCGGUGUUGUUGCCUUCGGCUCCUACAAUAGCUCGGCUCCGUGGAUCAACGACGCCACCAAGUUUGACGUAUCCGUCGGUGGUGGCAGCAUGUCCGCCUAUUGCCAGCAGUACGUGCCGAAAUCCUACUGGAGAACCUUGGCGGGGAAGCCAGGCGAGGCGCUGCCACUGGCGUCCUGCAAGCCCGGCUUCGCGACGAUGUUCUGCACGCCGUGCCCCGUGGGCAAGUACUCCCCAGGCGGCUUGGUCGGCGACUGCCUGGAGUGCACCAACAAGCAGGGCUUCUCCAACUACACCGACAGCACGUGGCCGAACUCUUCCUGCAGUUAUGUGUGCAACCCCGGCGUGCCGUUCGUGGCCGUGAACGGCGCGUGUUUGGGCGCCGCCGGCUUCUUCUUCCACUUCUUCGGGGGCACCUGGGGCCUGCUCUCGAUGUGCCUCAGCCUGGCGGUGCUGUCGGGCCUGCUGCUGUGGCGCUCGAGGAGGGCGAAGCGACGGCAAGACGCACAGGAGAGGGCCCGGCCCAGCCCUUCCGAGACCGUCAGCCCAGCUGCAUCGUUCGUGCAGGCCACGCGCACGACCAACUCGCCGCCCACGCUGGCUGCGCGGCUCAGCGCCUGGCUGCGGUCGUGCCGGAGCCGGCUGCAGCUCUGCGUCGGCGCGCAGGUUCGGGACGAGGGCGGCUUGCACUUCACGACCGAGCACCUGCCCUUCCACACGAGCCGGAUCUACUUCGCCGGCUCGAACCGCAGCGGCGACCCCUGGGCCGUGCCGAGGGAGCUGCCAGAUCAGCUGGCCUGCGAGGUCUCGGAGCAGGGCUGGCAGCGGCUCGCGCUGGAGGCUGGUGCGCUGGCGGCGGUGCCGAGGCCCGAGAGCCUGGCUCACGUUGCUUCGAUCUGCUCUACCCCCCGCUGUCGAUGCUGCAUGGCCGCUGGCGCCGGGGGCACCGCGCGGCGCGGCUCGCGCGCCUGGCACGCGGGCUGUCCGAGGGGCCGAACUUCUGGAGGCCCUUGCGCGCGACGUUCGAAGCGAAGGGGCAGCUGGUGAUGUGCUUCGGCCGGGACCCAAGCGCGACACUGGGCUUCCUCGACUUCUUCAAUUUCUCGCGGUCGCCGCUCGACUGGGCGCCGGUGGACUUGCGGAGGCAGGCGCGGCUGCUGCCCGUGUGCGGCCUGGGGACGCAGGCGGAGCCGCUGGCGGUGGACACGGCGGACCCACUGAUCGAGGACUUGAUGCAGACAGACCUCGGCAGAGCUUCGGUUUGCGACAUGAUCGUGGCCUUCAACAACGCGUCGCGGCUCGUCUCCCAAGGAGAGCUUCUGCACAGCUCGCUCUCGGAGAUGGUCAUGGACCUCCACCGCUCCCUGAAGAGGUGUGCGGAGGACCGCGGGCUGCAGAGACAUGCGCACGUGCUCAGGGCCGUGCGCUCACAGAGCAUUGAUCCAUCAGCCUUUGCCGUUUCGUAGAUGGUGGACCGUUGAUCCAUCGAUCAUCAACAGUCGAUCGGGACAUGCGCGAUCGACCGAGCUCGACCGACCCGGUGUACUGUCC